AUGCGACUGCCGCCGAUCGACACCGAUCCGAAUCGGUGCGAGCGCGCGUUCGUGGGGAACACGAUCGGACAGGCGAACGCGGUGAGCGACAGGGUGCUGGACCUGCGAAAGUGCGACUUGGCGAAGACGGACAUGUCGACGAAGACGCUGUCGGGGGCGUUGAUGGUGAAUACGAACGCGAAGGACGCGAACAUGCGAGAGACGGUGAUGAGUAAGGUGUAUGCGCCGGAUGCGAACUUUUCUGGGGUGGAUUUUACGAACGCGGUGAUCGACCGCGCGACGUUCGACGGGAGCGACAUGAUCGGGACGAACUUCACGAACGCCGUCAUCACGGGGGUGAGCUUUGAAAACGUCGAUCUCACGAACGCUGAUUUCACCGACGCGCUCGUGGGAAAGGAAGACGUGAAGCGAUUGUGCGAAAACUCCACGGUGGUGGAUGAAACGCGCAUGCAGGUCGGCUGCAGAAACUAG
Molecule: messenger RNA, 471 nt
Organism: Ostreococcus lucimarinus CCE9901
Lineage: Eukaryota; Viridiplantae; Chlorophyta; Mamiellophyceae; Mamiellales; Bathycoccaceae
Exons: 1
Coding region: 1-471 (156 amino acids)
Source: RefSeq, a predicted model, not a curated record